Messenger RNA from Diprion similis, 2186 nucleotides. It is a transcript of the gene ArgRS, whose product is annotated as arginine--tRNA ligase, cytoplasmic. Lineage: Eukaryota; Metazoa; Arthropoda; Insecta; Hymenoptera; Diprionidae. Gene Ontology annotation, cellular component: cytoplasm. Gene Ontology annotation, biological process: arginyl-tRNA aminoacylation. The transcript is spliced from 8 exons. The record is from RefSeq and is a predicted model, not a curated record. Gene Ontology annotation, molecular function: ATP binding; arginine-tRNA ligase activity. Bases 73 to 2085 code for a protein of 670 amino acids.
AUUGACACAAUCCUGUAUCCGGCACGGCACAUGUUCGUGCACGUUUUGUUUAUUGCAUUAUAAUCGCCUAAAAUGCCUGGAUCAAAUUUAGAAGCAUUUCAGCAGAGAGCUGCUGCUGCGGAGCUGGAAAUUGUCAAGUUAAAAGAAGAGAUUAAGUUAUUACAAGGAUUGGCUAAUUUGAACAUUGAUAACGAGGAAUUGGAGAAGUUACAGACCGAAAACGUGAAGUUGAAACAUCGUCUUGCCAUUUUGAAACGGGCUGUUGAAAUUGAAAAAUCUAUUGCAUGUGGUAACUCAACUCAAGACUCUACCGCUAUGUUGAGUAUUAUUGAAACACUGUACAGCCUAUUUGAAAAAGCCAUUGGCAAGGCUUAUCCUGAUCUAGUGAAUCCCCCAGUAGAUAUAGUUUUGUGUGCCAACGACCCUAAGUUCGGAGACUAUCAGUGCAACAGUGCGUUGCCACUUGCAAAACAGCUGAGAGAACGAGGAGUCAAAACUAAUCCACGGGACAUUGCCAAUAAAAUAGUCUCUAAUAUAGGGCAAAGCCAAUUAGUGGAAAAGCUCGAAGUUGCAGGAGCUGGAUUUAUAAACAUUUUCCUAAAACGUGACUUUGCCAUUUCUACUCUGACAACUUUACUGACGACGGGGCAUGUCGCACCACCUAGUACAAAGAGACAGAGAGUUGUUGUUGAUUUUUCAAGCCCAAAUAUUGCCAAGGAAAUGCAUGUUGGUCAUCUGAGAUCAACUAUUAUUGGCGACAGUAUCAGCAGGCUGCUAGAAUACUUGGGCCAUGAUGUACUUAGAUUGAAUCAUGUUGGCGACUGGGGAACACAGUUUGGGAUGCUAGUAGCACAUUUGCAAGACAGAUUCCCUGAUUACUUGAGUGUGUCCCCACCAAUUUCAGAUCUUCAGGAAUUCUAUAAAGAAUCGAAAGAAAGAUUUGACAAGGAUGCAGAAUUUAAAAAACGAGCGUAUGAGUGCGUUGUAAAGCUCCAAUCAUUUCACCCCGAGGUCACCAAAGCUUGGGAGAUGAUUUGUGAUGUAUCAAGAAAAGAAAUUCAGCAGAUUUAUGAUCGAUUGGAUAUAAAACUGAUUGAAAGAGGUGAGUCCUUUUAUCAGUCCCGAAUGGAAAAGAUAGUCAAGGAGCUACAAGCUCAAGGAUACCUCGAUGAAGACGACGGUAGAAAAAUCAUGUGGGGUAGUGAACCCGGCAAUGGUAUCCCAUUAACAAUAGUUAAAUCUGAUGGAGGAUUUACUUAUGACACGUCAGAUAUGGCUGCUAUAAAGCAACGCAUUGAAGAGGAAAAAGCUGAUUGGUUGAUUUAUGUGACUGACGCUGGCCAAGCCGUCCACUUUCAAACAAUCGAAAAGUGUGCAAGGCGGGCUGAAAUCCUAACUGACAGACAUAGAAUGGAUCACGUUGGUUUUGGUGUAGUGCUUGGAGAGGAUAAGAAAAAAUUCAAAACAAGGUCUGGCGAUACCGUUAAACUCACUGAGUUAUUAGACGAAGGGCUGAAACGGGCUUUAGACAAACUGAAGGAAAAAGAACGUGAUAAGAUACUGACUGAAGAAGAAUUACUCAUUGCACAAGAGUCUAUAGCCUACGGGUGCAUCAAGUAUGCAGAUCUCUCACAUAAUCGAAAUCACGAAUACGUAUUUUCGUUUGAUAAAAUGUUGGAAGAUAAGGGAAAUACAGCCGUUUACCUCCUUUACGCUUUAACAAGAAUACGAUCGAUCGCUAGGAACGCGAAUGUUAGUCGAGAACAACUGCGAAUAGCAGCUGAAACCACUUCCGUAUCAUUAGCACACGAGAAGGAAUGGAAGCUAGCAAAAGUCUUACUCAGGUUUCCGGACGUUUUGUUGAGGAUUACGAAAGAUCUGUGCCUUCAUCAAUUAUGCGAAUUGUGCUACGAGAUUUCGACUGCAUUUUCAGAAUUUUACGACAACUGUUGGUGCGUUGAAAAAAAUCGAUUUGGUGAAAUAGUGAAAGUCAACAUUGAUAGAUUGCUAUUAACAGAAGCGACUGCCAUCAUCAUGGAACAAAUUUUUCUUUUGCUCGGUUUAAAGCCAGUUUCAAAAAUGUAACGGAACUACAUUAAGUUAUUUGCUUCAAGAGUUAUAAAUAUAACAAAUAGUUAAGCUAAUGUGUAACUAACAAUGAAGAACUUGAGUAUAUGAAUUUUAAA